Molecule: messenger RNA, 1574 nt
Organism: Mycotypha africana
Lineage: Eukaryota; Fungi; Mucoromycota; Mucoromycetes; Mucorales; Mycotyphaceae
Exons: 1
Coding region: 89-1459 (456 amino acids)
Source: RefSeq, a predicted model, not a curated record
CUGCCAUGCUUCGCUCCAAGAGCUUUACUACAUCACUUACACAAAGUCAUUUUACGAGAAAUUAUCAGAAACAUCACCACUUGGAGAAAUGUCGUCAGAUACUGGGUGGAAGACUGCGGCAGAUACAAAGGUUGACUUACGUUCUAGACCAUCUGCCACGUCCGUCACACAAUGCAUUACUGAUCAACUCACAACGAACAGUAAGAAUCGAUUGAAGAAGCUGCACAUACGUGCAAACUAUCUCACCACAAGCUGUGUUGAAUAUAUCGCUCAUCAACUGCCCUUCUUAGAAACUCUAACAGUGGACAUACAGCAUUAUCGCGCGGACGUUUUUUCUAGUGAUACGUGCACUGCUCUUCAGCUUCCAGAUUUUUUAGAUAAGGUCAACAUGCUACGCGCUGUGGACAUAAGAUGGAACAAUAUCAAUCAAAAUGACACACAUACCAUGUAUAACGUAUUUAAUAAGCUGAUCGCGGCAUGCUUAGGUACAUCCAUGUCUUACAACAAAGGCAUUGUAGGGGGAAUUUACAACAUAAAGGUAACAGCAAAAAUAAUGUGGGGAGGUGUCAAUUUUUUCAGAUUGCGCAAGAGCUGCAAUCAACGCUUGAUAGAAAUUAAUGUGUAUGAUAGCAAGUACGAAAGAAAUCUCUUGAGUGCACUUCAAAAUCUGUCCAACAUCAAUUGUUCAACCAUCAUUGUCGAUGUGGAAUUCAGAACCGUCUGUGGUCUUUUCAAUGGUGACCUUCUAGGAGCCAUCAAAGAAGUGUUACGUCUUUGUCCGAAAGUAAGACACAUCCAAUUUGGAAAGAGAUACUACGGUGAGCAGUAUCUACGGGCCUCUAGCGAGUGCCUUGAAGUAUUGUUGCAUCCAAUAACUACUUCAUCCAACUCUUUCAAAACUACUGCUUUAUUGAACAAUAAUGAUGCUGAAGAUACCGUGUUACCUUCCUUAUUGCAUCUCAAGAUUGUUGGUCUGCAUGUCAACAGAGUAUUUAGACAGAAUAAUGAUGGAGGAAAGUCCUAUUCGUUGCAGCCUAUCAUCAAUUACACUGUCCCUUAUGUCAAAUACUUGGCAAUGAUCGAUUGUCGUCUUGAAGCGGGUGAACAUAGAAAUGCUAUAAUCAACCUACAGUGCCUCCAGCAUGUCCAUGAACUAAUCUUGGAGUUAAAAGCCAACUUUGCUAAUAUUAAGGAUGUGUAUCUGAUCGUCCAAAAGCAACCACAAGACGUGACCAACAUUGUUUAUUACCGCUGUCGUUUAAAGCGUUUUAAAAAAAAUGUUUUUGAAAAGACGACCGGUGAUCAGCAGAAGAGAUUGAAUUUGAGAUCUACGUUCUCUUACAAUAUCUGGUGCAAUCAAAUUGAUUACUUACGAGUCAAUUUGCAAUACCGCAGAACCAGCAUCAUGUCAGAUCUUACACUCUGUGCCAAUCCUAUUAUCAGCAAUUCCGGUAUGUAAAAAUCCAGGCUUACAGCCAUCAUCCCUGAAUAUUAUUAGCUUGCUAUCGUCGGAUCAUUAUGUAAUAUUAUCAGUAUAAAUUAGUAUUUAAAGGGUUUCCAUGCAGCACAGAUGC